This is a messenger RNA of Panonychus citri (citrus red mite), 2307 nucleotides long. Its product is annotated as low-density lipoprotein receptor-related protein 2-like. The transcript is spliced from 4 exons. Gene Ontology annotation, molecular function: protein binding. The record is from RefSeq and is a predicted model, not a curated record. Gene Ontology annotation, cellular component: plasma membrane. Bases 608 to 1777 code for a protein of 389 amino acids. NCBI's taxonomy places the organism in Eukaryota, Metazoa, Arthropoda, Arachnida, Trombidiformes, Tetranychidae.
GAAAUUAUUUGAAAUUUAAUAGUAACAAUCAGUUUUAUCCCUUAUGAUUGUUAUCCGACCAUUUUUUACCUUGUAUUCAAAGGCUUCAUUUUAAAUUUACAUAGGAAAUGGCUAACAGUCAAUUAACCGGACACUAUUAAUGUUAUCUCGCUGAUUGUUGUUAAUUUAAGCAUAAAAUUUCCUGAAUUGCAAUUUAUUUAUUUCUUGCUGUUUUCCUGUUAAUCAUUGAUUCCAGGAAAAGUGUUUAAGUAAUUUUUUACUCAUUACAAUCACCAUAGGAGAAGACAUUUGAUUACGUAAAUUGCUGUUAACGUUUCCAUUGACAAUUAAGAUAAAAAAUUAUAUUAUUAAUAAGAUAAUUAGUCAUUACUAUCAAAUAUCACCAAUAAGAAUUAAUUAAAGUUGAUAGUCAAACAAUCAGGAUGAAAUUUUCACCAAGUAAAAUCAAUUUUUUAAUUGUAAGAAAAAUUUUGAUCAAAAUGCAAUUUAAUUGUAUCACCAAUAAGGUGAUUAGGGUUUGCAAGACAAGAAAUUAAAAUCCUAAUUGAUUAGAUUUAAAAUCCAAAGCUCACUUGCAAUUAGAAUGGUUUAAUUUUCAACUGUCAACAUGAUUAGGUUAAUGUUAAUUGUCUUUCUUGUUGAGUUAAUUGUUCCCCAUGAAUUUCAAGAAGUUCUGGUCAAUAGUUUCACUUGUAACGAUGGGAAUGAAACAAUAUUUUUGAAUUACCGAUGCGAUGGAUUUGUCAAUUGUGAAGAUGGUUCAGAUGAGGAAAAUUGUGUUUGCCCACCGUCACAAUUUAGAGGAUCAAAUGGUUAUUGUGUCUCAAGUUUAAUUGAGUUUGUCGCUCUUCGUGAUUGUCUCAUGUACGACGAUGAAUUAGUUUGUGGUAAAAAUUGUACAUCUGAUGAGUUUCGAUGUUCAUCUGACCGGUGUAUCGACAAGAGUAAACUUUGUGAUGGUACACCCGAUUGUCAAUUCUCCAUCGACGAAUGGGUUCCCGAGUGUAGAUCAGUCAAAGAUCAAUUAGAACGGGAUAAAGAGAUAAAAUGUCCACCCGAGAAACUCCCGUGCUACACCGAUGAUCCUGGACUCUUUUACGAUGACCUGGACUACCAUUGUGUUCACAUGUACGAAGAGUGUUUCCAUGCACACCAAUGUAGAGUCGAUGGUUGUAGAUUUUAUUUGGGUUGUAAGGAAGAUGAAUUCACUUGUUAUGAUGCUCCCUGUUUGAAUAAGUCUUUGCUAUGUGACGGCAAAUGGAAUUGCAUUGGUGGGGUCGAUGAAUCGCCGAUCGCUUGUCUGUUCAAAAUACAAGAAAGUUUCCAGAAAUCAACAAGUGGGCUUUCAACUAGUUCGGUGUUUGUUUAUAUUAUCGUUUUCGUCUUAAUUGCUGCAAUUGUCUGGCAAAUUUACUUAAUGUGUUGGAGCUCAGUGAGUCCAAAGGAAAAACCAGUCGAAUUGAACAAAAUUGAAAAACCACCUCAGGCGAUUGAGCAAAAACAAUCAACGACCAAAGUGAACAAAUCAAAAUCGAACUCAACUUUAGAUGUAUCAAAAUCAAAGCCCAAAUUAGACAUAAUCAAAUCAAAAUCGAGCUCGAAAUUAAAUGUAGUCAAAUCGAAAUCGAACCCGAAAUUAGAUGAAAUCAAAUCGAAAUCGAGUUCGAAAUUAAAUGUAGUCAAAUCAAAAUCGAACCCGAAAUUAGAUGAAACCAGAUCGAAAUCAAACUCUAAAUUGAUUGUUGUCAAAUCUAAAUCAUCACCUUCUUCCAAUUAAUUGUUGGUUAAACGUUUCGUUGGCUAAAUUUUUGAUCAAAUUUGUAGACGGAUAAACAUGAUAAUAACAAUUGAUACAAAUUAACCUCAUAUUAUUGUUUAUAAAGCAGUUAACUGUUAAUUUCUUGAUUAAAUUAACUGACAACAACCAGUUGAUUGAAGUAAAUCAAAUUGUCCUCCUUUGUGUGUCUAUCUUAUUAUCAUUAUUUAGUAUUGAAAACGUUAAUUUUUGUUUGUUAGAAAUUAACUAACAUCCUCAGCCUAUGAUUAAUUAAUUGUGGUGAAAUUUUGUUACUUGCUAUCAAAAUAUUGAUUAGUAAUUAACAAUCAGUUAAUUGUACUCAUCGUAAUCACAUGAGUCUCUGUCACUCUAUAAAAUCUGAUUGAUUUUGAUUGAAGAAAAUAAAAGAAAUCAAUUUAAUUGUAAUCAUUAUUACAAUUUGCACCAAUCCCCCAAUAAUCAAUAUUGAUUAAUCAAUUUGUUUUUAAUCAGUUAAUCAUAAUUGCUGAAUCAAAUCAAAUUAGAUUUCA